CACUGAGGCACACCAACUGGGCCGGAGAGCGGAUCGACGGAGAGGGAGGAGCGAGGCAGACGGCUUGGCCGCCGGCGAGGGUUAGGGGAUAGGAGACGAUGUUUCGCCUCCGGCCGAGCACCCACCCGCUCCCACCGGCUGUACCGCCCUGCCCGGCCAAGCCCCCACCUCGUUCGCCGCGGCCGCCGCGAAGUAGAACCUCCGGCCCGGCGCCCGGCGGCGAUGACGAGAUGGCAGGGUUUGACGCCAUCAUCACCGAGACAAAUGAUGUGGCUCCGUUUGCUGAAGAAAGAGCUUUGUAUUAUGGCUGUUGCUUGCCUCAAGCUGCUGUAGGGGACUGGAACCAUGCCGCUGCCAAGCAGCCGGAGUUCGUCUCACUGACGUUACCCUUGACCUUGUGUGAAGUAGAUUGGUGCUUGGCUGCUGGAAUGAUCAAAAAGAGACAGCGAAAUAGACCAAAGAGUUCAUGUAUCAGGUGGGCAGUCGUCUUCUGCCCCCCGGUGACGUUUCAAAAAAAAAAGAGUUCAUGUACAGAGUGGUGGACAAGAAUAUAGCUCUUCCUUUGGAUUAAUGCCUGCUCUGUCAAAGCAUUCCUUUUAAUCUCUGCGAGCAUAUAUAUAGCUUAGUUUGCUGCUAGUGGGUUAGCUAUUGUACUGCUCAGGCAUAUCUGAAUAUAUCCUUUAUUAUUAUUACUUAAAGGUGGGUGUUUCACAAACUGUAUGUGCAUGUGCUUAACUUCUAAACAUGCUGCCAUCCAUGUCAUUUCCAAACCUUCAGAAUUACUAAAUUUUCUCCUAGAGAAUACCUUGUUAAAAAUAAAACAAAACAAAAGGAGAGACACAAUAUGGACUCUGAAGCAAGCAGGCAGAACCUUGGUAUGUCCAACGGUUUUAUGGCUCUGCUCCGGGCAGAACUCUGCUUGGUUGCACAUGGGUAGGUAGGCUGUUGAAGGCUUGAAGGCAUUGCUUCAGUUGGCUGCCUCCCCUCUUGAGAAUUGAGAUGGCUUCAACAGGGCUAGCUUGCAUUCUCUGCUCUCACCAAGCCAUGACUUGCUU
Messenger RNA from Triticum aestivum (bread wheat), 1055 nucleotides. RefSeq lists its product as uncharacterized. Bases 99 to 554 code for a protein of 151 amino acids. Lineage: Eukaryota; Viridiplantae; Streptophyta; Magnoliopsida; Poales; Poaceae. The transcript is spliced from 3 exons. The record is from RefSeq and is a predicted model, not a curated record.